Messenger RNA from Vavraia culicis subsp. floridensis, 691 nucleotides. RefSeq names its product pyrimidine 5'-nucleotidase. The transcript has a single exon. NCBI's taxonomy places the organism in Eukaryota, Fungi, Microsporidia, Pleistophoridae. Gene Ontology annotation, biological process: nucleotide catabolic process; pyrimidine nucleobase metabolic process. The coding region runs from base 1 to 687 and encodes 228 amino acids. Gene Ontology annotation, molecular function: nucleotidase activity. The record is from RefSeq and is a predicted model, not a curated record.
AUGCACGCCAACAGCACGCCGCCAAAAAUCAUUCCUAUGUCAAAACAUUUUCUGGAAAACAACACAGUACCGCUCGAACAAUACACCGAUCUUCUUGUAUUCGACAUUGACAACACGCUGUACCAGUCCAACAUUAACCUCAUAGGACGUGUAAUAUCCCAAACCUUUGAUAAACUCGGUAUAAAUGACGAGAAUGCACGGGCCCGGAUACUUGAGGAGUGCAAAGCAGAGUACGGGUUCAGCAUAAAAGGUAUGUAUGCAUACAACAUCCUUGAUUACAAGACAUAUUACGAUGUCAUCACCAACAUUGAUUACAAAGCCGUGGUUAGCCCCGAUCCAGAUCUGAGGCACAUGCUGGAGAACGUGCAUAUAAACAAGAUCUGCUUUACAAAUGCUGAGUCGAUCCACUGCAUGAGGAUAUUGAGCGAGCUGGAGUUGCACGGUGUCUUUGACUAUGUGUUGUGUGUUGAUCACAGCGAGCCAAAUUUCAUUUGCAAGCCUAUGAACGAAUCGUUCGAUUUUCUUGAGCAGCUGUUCGGUGUAAGAAAUAAGAUAACGUUUUUUGAUGACGAUCCAAGGAAUAUCGCAAUGGCGGAGCAACGUGGAUGGAUCGCUCAUCACAUCACCAGCAUGCAAACGAUUAAAAUGUUGCUUUUGGAAAUACGUCAAGCAGAGGAUAGAAAAUAAAAAU